AUGCCGCACCCCUACAAUCCCUCGAGGGACAUCCCGAGCCUGGAAGGAAAGGUCAUCCUGAUCACUGGCGGCAAUAUCGGUCUUGGCAAACAAUCUGCCUUGGAUCUCUCUGGGCACGGCCCGGCCGAGAUCUGGCUUGCUGCACGGAAUGCCCAAAAGGCCGAUGCUGCACUCGCGGAGCUCCGAAGCCACGCACCUGACGUCUCUGUUCGGUUCCUGCAGCUUGAUCUCGCCUCGUUCGAAUCCAUCAAAAGUGCCGCUCGCACCUUUACAUCCGCCGUUUCUCGCCUCGACAUACUCCUCCUGAAUGCCGGUGUUAUGGGUUGCCCCCCGGGAAAGACUAAGGAAGGGUACGAGAUGCAUAUCGGAACAAAUCACGUCGGACAUGCGUUGCUUCUCAAGCUCCUGACCCCUCUAUUGGCCAGAACCGCGACUGACCAGCCGCGUUCGGGAGUUCGGGUAGUCACCGUGAGUUCGGUCGCACACAAGUUCUCCGUUUCAGGGGGGAUUGAUUUCGACAUGCUCAAGACGAACGGCGAAGUCUCAUCGCCGAACAACCUCUAUGGGCAGAGCAAACUGGCAAAUCUCGUGUACGCCACGGAAUUCGCGAAGCACCAUCCGGAGAUAACAUCCGUGUCUAUCCAUCCGGGGACGGUGAAGACGGACCUCCAAACGGGAGGGGGAAACUUGCUUAUGCGAGGUUUCCAGAGAUUUGUGGUUCCCCUGAUUGGGGUUGAGGUUGACGAAGGCGUCAAGAGCCAGCUCUGGGCAGCGACUGCGGCAAGCGUGAAAUCCGGAGAAUAUUACGAGCCUGUUGGAGUCGCCGGAAAAGGCAACGCGCUAUCCAAGAGCGAGGAAUUGGGGAGGAGGCUUUGGGAGUGGACCGAGAAGGAACUUGCUGGACAUAAUAUGGCGACUUGA
This is a messenger RNA of Ilyonectria robusta, 921 nucleotides long. RefSeq lists its product as uncharacterized. Bases 1 to 921 code for a protein of 306 amino acids. Lineage: Eukaryota; Fungi; Ascomycota; Sordariomycetes; Hypocreales; Nectriaceae. The record is from RefSeq and is a predicted model, not a curated record. The transcript has a single exon.